GGUCUCUCGUCCGAACCGAGUCUCACCCUACGCGGCGGAAAGCAGUGCUCUUUGACUUGCAUCGUCUAGCUACUUCUGUCAUCUUCUACCAGCCGCAGCUCCGAGGGCUGGAGGUUGGUCCAGUUAUUCACCUGGUUCUGAAGGCUGAUGGGAUUUCGUGGUUGUCUCCAUCCCUGAGGCUACGUAGACGCCCUUCCGGGAGCACAUAUCCAGUGUCCUCUGGGGAGCAGUAGAGCUGACUUCAGGACUGACUGAUCAUGACUUCCAUAAAGGAACAGGCAGCAAUCAGCAGGCUCUUAAGUUUUUUACAGGAUUGGGACAACGCUGGCAAAGUCACAAGGAGUCACAUCCUUGACAAUUUCAUUGAAACCAACCAAGGCAAGACUGCCCCUGAAUUGGAGCAGGAGUUUUCCCAGGGAGCCAGCUUGUUCCUGGUACGCUUGACCACCUCACUUAGAAUCACCUAUAUGACUGGCUCGUGUUUAGAAAAGCUUCUAAGGUCCAUUGGUAUCUUCUUAUCAGCUGUAAGCAGUAAUCGGUACCUUAUAGAAUUUCUUGAGGUUGGAGGUGUCCUAACACUCUUGGAAAUACUUGGGCUGGAGAAGAUCAAAGAGGAGGACAAGAAGGAAUCUAUCAAGCUACUUCAGGUUAUUGCAAACUACGGCAGGAAGUACAAGGAGCUCAUUUGUGAAAGUUAUGGUGUACGAUCCAUUGCAGAAUUUUUGGCAAAGUCUAAGUCAGAAGAGACCCAGGAAGAAGUGCAGGUUCUGUUGGACUCUUUGGUCCAUGGUAACCCCAAGUACCAGAAUCAAGUGUAUAAAGGUCUAAUAGCUUUGCUGCCCUGUGCAUCCCCCAAAGCCCAGCAGCUAUCCCUGCAGACCCUCAGGAGUGCCCAGUCGAUCAUCAGAACCACACAUCCCAGCAUCGUGGACUGUGUGCUGAAGGUAUUGGGCACCAUGCACCUGGAAGUCCAGUAUGAAGCCAUCGAACUCAUCAAGGACCUGGUCAACUACGACGUGCGCGUGUCGCUGCUCAAGGGCCUCGUGGCGCUACUGAUACCGUCCGUCAAGGAGACCUCCAGACUGCAGGCCAAGAUCCUCAACGACUCCUCUGUCCUCCCGCUCACCGCCCCCCUGCCCGUGUUCUUGCAGCAGGCCGCGGCCGCCAAGGCCAUCGGGUAA
Messenger RNA from Carlito syrichta (Philippine tarsier), 1181 nucleotides. It is a transcript of the gene ARMH1, whose product is annotated as chromosome unknown C1orf228 homolog. The record is from RefSeq and is a predicted model, not a curated record. The coding region runs from base 258 to 1181 and encodes 307 amino acids. NCBI's taxonomy places the organism in Eukaryota, Metazoa, Chordata, Mammalia, Primates, Tarsiidae. The transcript has 9 exons.